AACUCCUCCGAAUACGCAGUCACAAGAUUCACAACCCUCACCUCCUUACUCUCUCUCUCUCUCUGUUUCUCAUCCAAAGGGUUAGGGUUUAUCUUCUCCUCUCUCUCCCAAUGGAUCCAUCUAAGAAGCGAAAGCUGGACGAGAACGGCGUCGUUCUGGACACCGACCCCUCCUCCAUCCCUAAACUCUCCCCUGAAGACGCUCGCAAGCUCAUUGAGCGAUUCAACCCCGAUCAACUCAUCGACAUUCUCCAAGACGCCGUCACCCGCCACGUCGACGUCCUUGACGCCGUCCGAUCGAUCGCCGAUCUCGACGCCUCGCAGCGCAAGCUCUUCAUCCGAGGCCUCGGCUGGGACACCACCACCGAGGGCCUCCGCGCUCUGUUCUCCGCCUACGGCGAGCUCGAGGAGGCCAUUGUCAUCCUCGAUAAGGUCACCGGAAAAUCUAGGGGCUACGGCUUCGUCACAUUUAGACACGUCGACGGCGCGCUCUUAGCCCUAAAAGAGCCGAGCAAAAAGAUCGACGGUCGCAUGACCGUGACUCAGCUCGCGGCCGCAGGGAAUUCGAGCUCCAAUGUCAGCUCCAACAACGCAGCCGACGUGUCGUUGCGGAAGAUUUAUGUAGCCAAUGUGCCGUACGACAUGCCGGCGGAUAAGCUCUUGGCGCAUUUUUCUUUCUAUGGGGAGAUAGAGGAGGGGCCGCUAGGGUUUGACAAGCAGACUGGGAAGUGCAAAGGGUACGCGCUGUUUGUGUAUAAGACUCCGGAGGGCGCUCAGGCUGCGCUGGUCGAUCCGGUGAAGAACAUCGAGGGGAGACAAUUGACUUGUAAAUUGGCGAUUGAUGGGAAGAAGGGCAAGCCAGACGGGCCCGGUCAGGGUCAAGGACCUGGGAGUGGCCCUAAUGCGCACGGGGAUGGUAUGGGGCUGGCACAACCGUCUUCGAUUGCCGGGCAGUAUGGCGGGCCCGGUGGGAUUGGGUCGUAUGGUGGGUUUUCCGGUGGGCACCAGGGCCCACCUCCGUUGGGUCAUCAUCCAUUGGGUGGCCCCGGGCUGUCGUCUGUUGGAAAUCAGGUGAAUUCGGGUUUGGGUGCUGGUGGUGGGUAUGGGGCCGGGUUGGGUGGGCCUUAUGGUAAUUACGGCGGUCCUGGUUCGGUGGGUUAUGGUUUAGGUGGCACUGGUGGGUUGGGUGGAGCUGGUGGUGGACUUGGUGGUGCUGCGUCUGGUGGUGGAGCUCCCGGUGGCGGUGUGGGUACUGGGUCGUCUUUGUAUGGAUUGGCGCCAAGUUCAGCUGGGUUGCCCUCUAGUAGGUUCCCAGAGAGCGGGCACUACGGCUUGUCGUCCUAUCAGAAUCAGCACCACCAGCAAGCUGGAACAUCACCCAUGCCUAGGGUUCCGCCAGGGGGGAUGUACCCGAAUGUGCCACCUUAUUACUGAGCGGAACAUAGUAGGCUUCUGGUUGUUGAAUAAAAAGCUCUGUUGUGUUGGUGACAGUAGAAAUCUUGAUUGUGAAAAUGGCAGAACAUACAUCAAGCCUUUAUGAUUAGCUGUCUUUGUUGGACUUUCUGAAAGUGAGUGUAGCAUUGACUGCAAUUGAGUUUUGAUGGACGGUUUAUUAUGUUUUGGUUCCUGUGGUGUUUCUCAGUUUGAGGGGAGGUUUUUGUUGAUUGUUAGGAGAUGUUCAUUUGUUUAUGGACAUGAAUAUUUUUAUUUUUAUUUUUUAUGGGGAUGGGUGGGUGAGAGGGCCAGCUUUGCGCAUUGUGUUGUUUCUGCUUAGUUUUUUAUGACAGCUUUUUGGUCUAUCAUGGUUUUUUGAUUUCUUAGUAGACCUUGUGCUGCAUCUCAGUUCAAUUUCUAUGUAGUUAUCCUCUAGUGCAGCGAUUUUGACACUGCUGGUCUAUCCAUUGUAUCCAGUGUGAUGAUGUAGCUUUCUCCUUUCCUUUUUUUAUUAUUUAUUUUUAGAUUGUUUGGUGUAGGUUAGAUUGUUUGGUGUAGGUUGACUGACUUGCUCAUUUACAUUUAUUGUGACUUAUGGUUGAGCUAUAUCUGCUGUUUUUUAGGCAGGUUUCAGUCUUUGCUCUUUCCUGGUUCCAAUAGAUAUGGAAUGACCUCCUAAUAAUUAUAUGCUCUUUCGUGACUGAGCUAUCAGCGUCCCUACGCGGAUGUGUUGGAUUUCCUAGUUACACAUUUUUUUUAUCUUUUCAAAUUUCGAACUUCGAACCUCUUCUAACAAGGUGGAGGGAAAUACCACUAGACUAAUAUGGCUUUCUUUGGCCUGUAGUCCUUUAUUCUGUUUCUUUCUUUUCUGAGUUUGGAGGGUUGAAUUUCCCCCACAAAAUGAAAAAAAAAAAAAAAAAGUGGUUUGUCUCGUGUCCUAUGCUAAAUUCCCUAGCUUUGUCGGGAAAAUAGUGUUCUUGACAUCUCUAGGAAAUGUAAAAUAAGUAUUGAAGUGGUCGCCAUCAUCAUUAGAAGUUUGCCUUGACUUUUUGCUGUGGCUGUAAGCUGAAUUUCUUUUAAAUUGAAUGAUUGUGGAAAUGCGUUAAGUGAAAAAUGGGUCGACUAGAUGUUGCUGGGCUUCUAGUUGUUUUUAUUAUGAUAGAUAAACAUGCAAGUUGCACAAUUUCAGACAUUUAGUUCUGUAUGACGUCUUGAUUCUUUGUGUGCUGUUAUUCAAUUAGUGGCUGGACGUGCUUGUUUCUUUGUUUCUUCAUGUCUUCCGUAUGUUCUUGUACAUGGUGGCUGACAACCAUUGCAUUAUAUACGCUUGAUUUUCUGAAAUUUUGAGUUACCCUCUCUUUUUUUGGUUCACUGCGAGUGAGUUUUUGGUGUUGAGGGUGGUGUUCAAUUCGAGGGCCACAAGUGAUGUAAGGAGGGAAAUUGUGUUAACAAACACCUGCCAGAUGACCGACCAGCAGAGUGGUUAUCGGGGUGCAGAUGACAUUUGCUGCAUUGAAGCUCCCAAUGCCUAAAAACGAUGUCGAAUGGUGGCUGCCAAAGGCAUCAUGCUUCAUGCUUUCCUUUCGGAUAAAUGAUGCCGGGCGCUACGUGUGUCUUUCUUGUAUAAAGUUGAAAUCCUUUGAUGUUAAAAUUGAAAAUACCCUCUGUACCUGACCGAUAAAAAGUUAAUGAAAAGUGAAUGCAGAAUCAAUAUAUCCAACUUUAUUCU
Prunus dulcis (almond) is the source of this 3162-nucleotide messenger RNA. RefSeq names its product UBP1-associated protein 2C. The record is from RefSeq and is a predicted model, not a curated record. The transcript is spliced from 2 exons. Gene Ontology annotation, molecular function: RNA binding. The coding region runs from base 111 to 1433 and encodes 440 amino acids. Lineage: Eukaryota; Viridiplantae; Streptophyta; Magnoliopsida; Rosales; Rosaceae.